UUUGACAUUUGUCACUGAAAAAAAUGACGUAAAUUUAUUCGUGCAGAAGUUGUAAACAAUUAGCUUCUAGAGAGAAAAACGACGAUUUCUUCAUCGAAAUCUGAUUUUCAUUAGCAAAUGAAAUUGAAAGAAAAACAUGUCGGACGCAUUUGACCAGCAGUUGCGUGAUUUAUUGCGGAAAAUAAUUCGAAGAUCGGGACAAAAGGUGUCAUCUGGCGCAAUAAUACGAGAAUUUCAAAAGGAAUCAGUGCAUCCAUCGAUUUUACGUCAGUUCAAUGAGCUCAUAAAACACGAUUCACUCGCUUUGAAACUUUUCGAAUCCGAUUCCGACAUAAGUUCAAAAAACUUGCAAAAUACCAUACCAGAGCAAUGGCUAAAAAAUUUCUUGGAAAAAUAUUUGGCCAAGUUAACGCUGUACAAGGAAAUUCAACAGGCAGCAAAGAAGAAAAACGAUACAUCGAUUGCGACGGAAGACGAAAUAAAUAACUCCAAAAUAUCAGAUAUUCUGAAAAAAGUUAAAGCAGCAACAGAUGUAUAUCAGAAACAACAACAAAAACAAAAACAGGACCAUUUCGAUUGCAGUAAUUUCGAGCAGAUUCCAUUUAACACUACACGGCCGCAUAGCCUACUUUAUUUCAACAAGACCACACACAACAGUUUGCCCGUCGGAUUGAAAUAUUCAAUCAAUUGUUUGGCCUUACCGAUAUCAAGACAAGAGCAAUUAGUGAUUGACGACAUCAUCUACUGUAUUAUUGGAAUUCCGGGUGACUAUAUAGUGCCAGAGUUUACAGCCGAUCACGAGAAUGAUUUUACACCGAUUUCAUUCAAGAUAUCUGAUCAAAUUGAUGUGUCACUGCGCAAUAUUGUUCAAGAUAUACUUCCGAUGGCAAGUCAUUUUUCGAUUGUACAAAAAUUCACGCAAUGGAGUUCGAAAGCCCAUAACCAAAUUUUGCAAGCAUUAAGUGAAAUAUUACAGAGUAUAUUGAAUGAUUAUCGUAUUUCAAUUACUCAACUAGAGAAGGAACAUACGAAGAAUAUUUUGAAUUUGCACAAGCUACUGUACUUGGUGCGACCGAACAUGCAAACAUUGAGUAUUCUAGCCGAAUUGAUUGAAAAAAUUAUGAGAUCAGAUUUACAAGGAGGUUCCAUUUUAUCGCUGUUAUUCGAUGAAAUAACACUUCAGACGGGCGAUCAAAUGUCUCAAAGGAUGUUAAUUGAGCUGACUGAACGGGCGUCGGUGCCAUAUAUUGAAAUGCUCGAGCGAUGGCUUUUGAAAGGUGUGAUUAUUGAUCCGUACAAUCAAUUCUUUGUUACUGAUAACGUUCACUUAAUUCGUAUGGAAAACUAUGACACAGCACGCUACUGGGAAUGCCAGUACACCAUCAAAUCGGAACGUAUUCCACGUUUCCUUGAAAAUGACGCUGACAUCAUUUUGCGCACGGGAAAAUAUUUGAAUGUCAUUCGCCAAUGUGGUCAGCCAAUUUCACCACCAGCUGGUAAUGGAAAACUAGAAUUCUCGGCAAUGACCCACAAACACUCGAUAUUCAUCAAACAGGCCUAUCACAAUGCUUCGAGAACUCUGUUGGACCUUUUCAUGCAUGAAAACAAUCUUAUGGGCCAUAUAACAUCGGUUAAAAAAUAUUUCCUCCUGCAACAAGGUGACCUAAUCACACAGUUUAUGGAGGCUAGCGAAGAAGAGUUAAACAAAAACCUAGACAAAGUGACACCGGUGCGAUUGGAUAAUCUAUUGCAGUUGAUUGUUCGGUUAUCUUCGGCCAAAAAUGAUCCAUGCAUUGAACAUUUACACUGUGACCUAUUUACUAUGGAUUUGAUGAAGCAGAUGUCGAAAAUUCAUGAAAUCGGAAAUAGUGAUGGUGCCAGCGAGACAAAAAACAAUUUGGAUUUGACGGGCUUAGAAUGUUUUGCAUUCAAAUAUAGUGUCCAUUGGCCAUUAUCCAUUGUACUUAAUCAAUGGGUCUUAUCACAAUAUCAAAUGUUGUUUCGCUUGCUUUUUUGGUUGAAAGGUGUGGAUCGGCAACUGUGUCAAGUUUGGAUCCAAAAUAUUGAAAUAAGCAAAAACAAUAAGAAGAUCGAAAAAGAACAGAAAACGCAAUGGCGUACUGCAUUUGCAUUGCGGCAACGGAUGCUGAAUGCAAUUCAACAUCUACAAUACUACAUGAUGAUCGAGGUGAUUGAACCAAAUUGGCAUAUAUUCACGGCGAGAAUGAAUCAUGUGUUAACAAUAGACGAUGUUAUUACGAUUCAUCAAGACUUUCUUCAUAUUUGUAUGCAACAUUGUAUGCUACACUAUCCAGACCUAUUGCUGACGCUAAUGAAUAUUUGUGGCAUUUGUUUGCGCUUCUGUAAAAUGGUUCGCAAUGAAACGACAACGAAUAUUGAAGGAAUCGAAAAGGAGUUUAACGAUUUACUUGUUUCGUUCAUCAAGACGUUGGGUGAACAGUCAUCGGACACUACAUCAGCCAAAUUUCUUAGUUUAGUGUGUCGUUUGAAUUUUAACUCAUUCUAUACUAAUUAAGAUAGAAAAAGUAGCUAACUGGCAGCCUCUCUGAUCGUCUGUAUAAACAGAUAGGAAACGUCAAACAAGAAAAACAGAGCGGCACCUGGAGACUGGUGGGAAAAAUAGAGAAUCAUUCAUAUAGUUUGCUAUAACAAGUAUGCAUCUGUGUUAGUGCGUCUGUGUUAGUUCGAAUGUUGAAAAUAUGACACAUUGCACUUAGUCCCCAGGCGGCGCUGUAUUAUUUAUUUUUUUCAUGAUCAGAAAGGCUGCUAACUGGAGACAUUUUUUUUUCAACAUGUAGAACUAAAAUCAACUAAAUUAUCAGUAUUGUGUGUCUAUGUCAACCGUCCUUUUAAACUCACAUCCACAAUUAUAAUCUAAUAUUAAUUAUUAUUAGUGCUCUAUCGAAAAAAUUAAUCAAAUACUCAUUUCACAGACAUUGUUCAACUUCAUUCAGCAAAAUAAUACAUUUAUUUUAACAAUUCAAAAAAUUUCAAUUAGUACACACAUCUACAGCCAACUUCAUUUCAAGUGACGAAUACACAUACAAAACUACAAUGAUGUUCAAUAACGUUGAAUGACAUCUCAUUCUUUCGUUCUGAGUUCUUGAUAUGGGUGGACAUGAAGUCUGCAGCGGAAUUGGCAAACCCAUAUAAUUUUCAAAAACCAUCUUCAAUUUCUUUGGAAACAAUUUUUUUCCCACGAAUUCAUAGACACAAGCACGUUUUUAUUGGCAAUUUUCUUUUAUUUUUGGAAAUUCCACAUUGAAACGAUCAUGUAGCACAUAACCUCAACUGGAACAUGUCAUGCUAGACAUACAGAGUUUCCAAUAUCAAUCGCGAUUAUCUGAAAAUGUGACAAUGAAAAGUGGUACAUCCGAAACAGCCUUCAUAACAUAGUAGCUGCACAAGAACUGCGCGUAUAGUUCGAAGGAGGACAGAGGAACGAUUUGGGGCUGUUGGGCGACAGUAGAGCACAACGAAUGAACAACAUAAAACCACCAUAUUUAAUUUGAAUGUUUUUUUAAAAAAGGAAAUAUGUAUUGAAAUUUUUUUUUUGAAAUAUUGAAAUUAAAAUGAUUAAAAUUACAAUGGAAUGGAAAGAAAAA
Sitodiplosis mosellana (orange wheat blossom midge) is the source of this 3626-nucleotide messenger RNA. RefSeq names its product gamma-tubulin complex component 2 homolog. Gene Ontology annotation, cellular component: gamma-tubulin small complex; spindle pole; centrosome. Gene Ontology annotation, biological process: spindle assembly; meiotic cell cycle; cytoplasmic microtubule organization. Lineage: Eukaryota; Metazoa; Arthropoda; Insecta; Diptera; Cecidomyiidae. The record is from RefSeq and is a predicted model, not a curated record. The transcript is spliced from 4 exons. Bases 137 to 2536 code for a protein of 799 amino acids. Gene Ontology annotation, molecular function: gamma-tubulin binding; microtubule minus-end binding.